Pseudophryne corroboree (corroboree frog) is the source of this 1622-nucleotide messenger RNA. It is a transcript of the gene PGP, whose product is annotated as phosphoglycolate phosphatase. Gene Ontology annotation, molecular function: sn-glycerol 3-phosphatase activity. The coding region runs from base 424 to 1344 and encodes 306 amino acids. Lineage: Eukaryota; Metazoa; Chordata; Amphibia; Anura; Myobatrachidae. The record is from RefSeq and is a predicted model, not a curated record. The transcript is spliced from 5 exons.
UGUGGCAACCAGAUACAGGCCAUGCAGUGAUUGGUUGUUUCAUGUCUAUUCCUGCAUGUGAUACAUAUGGGGAAAGCACGCACAGUCUCCUGGGAGUUCCUGUAGAUGACUGCCACACUAUGCCUUCUCUGCCUCCUUUUCACUGGACUUCCCCUUUCUGCACUGGGGGCUGACUGCUGCUGGACUUCUAUUUUAGCCUGUGAUAUGCAAAGUUACUUGCUAGGAGUUUGUACCAAAUGUGUUCCAGAAUCACACGCAGAAGCCUCUUGGGACACCUUCUCUGUAACUAUUUCUGUUCAAAGCCAGUGGCUGGGUUGCCAUUGGUUCCUGCACGAAACAGUCACUAGGAGGACACUGCAUCAACCAAUACACUAGGCCUAAGAUAAGCUGAGUUGGCAACACUGGGCUGUGCCCACAAGCAAGAUGGCGGCCUCCAAGUGCAAACGGUUGUCAGGGGAAUUGUCCCGCCGGUUCUUGGCCUCAGUGGACACUGUGUUGUUUGACUGCGAUGGGGUCCUAUGGCGAGGGGAUGAGGCUGUGCCUGGAGCGGCCGAGCUAGUCACCGGGCUGAAGAAGAGUGGAAAGCGUGUGUUCUACCUGACGAACAACAGCACGAAGACUCGUCACAUGUACGCAGAGAAGUUGGGCCGUCUUGGCUUCGGGGCAGAGCCCGGGGAGGUGUUCGGCACGGCCUACUGCACAGCCAUCUACCUGCGAGACAUGGCACGGCUACAGGGCAAGGUCUACCUGAUUGGUGGUGGGGCGCUGAGCCAGGAACUGACGGCAGCUGGGAUCCCCCACCUGGGCAGCGGGCCAGACCCGGUGACCGGGAGCUUCAGGGACUGGGCGGCCGUGCAGAGGGACCCUGAGGUGCGGGCUGUGGUGGUCGGCUUCGAUGAGCACUUCAGUUACAUGAAACUGAACUGGGCACUCCAGUACCUGCAGGACCCAAACUGCCUGUUCGUCGCCACCAACACCGACACCAGGCUGCCCCUGGAGGGAGGCCGUACCAUCCCAGGAACUGGCUGCUUGGUGCGGGCGGUGGAAACGGCUGCUCAUCGCAAAGCUCAGGUCAUAGGGAAACCCACCUCUUUCCUGUAUGACUGUGUAGUCAGAGAAUGUGGCCUGGACCCCUCUAGGACUGUGAUGGUAGGAGAUCGCCUGGACACAGACAUUCAGAUGGGUUCUACAUGUGGGAUCCAGACACUCCUGACCCUCACUGGCUUCUCCAGCCUGGAGGAUGUGAAGUCCCACCAGAACAGUGGCUCCCUGUCUCUGGUCCCAGAUUUUUACGUGGACUCUGUUGCUGAUCUGCUGCCAGCAUUGUCUCCCGGUGAUCAGUGAAGCAAUUGGUGCAGGCGCAGGCAGUGGAUUUUCACCCAUUACUUGAUUAACUUUAAUUUAUGCAAAAUUGUCUCCAGGCUUGAACCACCUAUGUGAUAAUUCUUAUACUGUCCUCUUAUCAGUACGUCGGUCAGUGGAUACACCGAUGCAUUGGGCUUUUCAACCAUCUUAAUUACAUGGUUUAUUAUCAGAAAUGAGUUAUCUGCCAAACUCUCAUCAGAAGGCAGGAUUAAUGUCUAAUUCACCUUUUAACGCAAAAAAACAAAUUUUACAGUUUC